AGCAGCUGGAGUUUGCUGUGGGUGCGCACCACCCCGGGAGACCCUCGCGCUGUGUGUGGUUGGGAGGGGAGGGGCGGGACUGGAGCGGCAGUGCUUGAAGAGUGCUUUGUUUCCAGAGCAGUGUACAAAGAUUGUCACAGCACCCCAUGCAGUAGGCAGAAAAAUGUUGCCGACCACUUCAGUUAGUUCCCCAAACCAGGGCAAUGGUGCGUUAAACUCCAGGGAUGCAGCGAGACAUACAGCGGGUGCAAAACGCUACAAAUAUCUAAGGAGGCUCCUUCACUUCCGGCAGAUGGACUUUGAGUUUGCUGUUUGGCAGAUGCUCUACCUGUUCACUUCACCACAGAGAGUUUAUAGAAACUUUCAUUACCGAAAACAAACAAAGGACCAGUGGGCAAGAGAUGAUCCUGCUUUCUUGGUAUUGCUGAGUAUCUGGCUGUGUGUCUCUACUAUAGGAUUUGGAUUUGUGCUGGACAUGGGAUUUUUUCAAAUGAUAAAGCUACUUCUUUGGGUUGUGUUUAUAGACUGUGUAGGCGUUGGCCUUCUAAUAGCAACUUUAAUGUGGUUUAUUUCUAAUAAGUACUUGGUAAAGCGACAGAGCAGAGACUAUGAUGUGGAAUGGGGAUAUGCCUUUGAUGUUCAUCUGAAUGCUUUCUAUCCACUUCUAGUCAUUUUGCAUUUUAUCCAACUGUUUUUCAUCAAUUAUGUUAUCUCGUCAACCUCAUUCAUGGGAUAUUUUGUUGGGAACACAGUAUGGCUCAUUGCAAUUGGUUAUUAUAUCUAUGUAACAUUUUUAGGGUACAGUGCAUUGCCAUUUUUGAAGAACACAGUUAUCCUUUUGUAUCCAUUUGCACUCUUAAUUCUGCUGUAUGUGCUCUCAUUAGCACUGGGAUGGAACUUCACCAAGACACUUUGUACUUUCUAUGAAUUCAGAGUGAAAUAAAAACAGGACUUCAUAUGUCUCUACGGUGUAGUUUGUCUUAGCUGCUGACAGUAUGCACAUCUAAGACCUCUCGUUGUAAAUGGUUGUAAAUUUUCUCUUUGUAGAUAAGUGUAAAAAGCUUGAAGAGUCUAUUGCAAUUUUUAAUGAUUAAAAUAUUUACAAACAGUAAAAA
This is a messenger RNA of Chrysemys picta bellii (western painted turtle), 1115 nucleotides long. RefSeq names its product unc-50 inner nuclear membrane RNA binding protein (gene UNC50). NCBI's taxonomy places the organism in Eukaryota, Metazoa, Chordata, Testudines, Emydidae. Gene Ontology annotation, cellular component: Golgi membrane. The record is from RefSeq and is a predicted model, not a curated record.